AUGCAUCGGUCUGCGGGAUUGACGAUGAGAAAACUAUGCGGUGAACUUGAAUGUCCCAAAUAUCACUUGUGCCAGCUCCACGAUCUCCAGUGCUACCCAUGUCCAUCUUACUGCAACGAGACAUCUAACAACUUCGACGCCAAUAUAUGCGAGCAACGGUGCCAAGAUUACAUUCAUGAUUACAUUCAACGUUAUGUUAAAGCUGACGAAAUACAAGAUUCACUUCAAGAUUUGGAAUUCCUGAAAUUUUGGAUGACGUGUUUAACAGUACUGAUAGUCAUUGCGUUCAUUUUAAUUUUUAUCGCUUGGAUGAUUUUAUGGAACCGCAAGAGGGAGACAUUAAACGUUGAGAACGGGCGCAAAAAAUCGGGUUUCAAAAAUAAAAUGGUUUCUUUAAAGUUCAAAGACAACGCGGUAAGUAUAAUAAGUGAGACAAUGGACAACCCGUUGACUGAGACGACAAUGCGGUCAACAGUGAGCUCGUCAUUCAACUCACAGGCCAGCACAACAAACUCGUCACCGAACAAGCUGCCCUGUGAAGAUUUCACACUUGAGGCCCAGGAUUUCAUUGGCUACGACAACUCGGGGAUGUGGAAAAUGUCCCCGGUCCGUAGUAAACUUCCAUUUCCUUGUUGUCAAGUACUUAAAUUUUCAUUGUUAGUUGGUAUAAUUGAUGUUGGAGAUAGUGUUUGGCAAUUAAUGAUAAAAAUGUUCUCUGAUGAAGUGCUUAGUUUGUACUCCUUGCUAGGAUACAAAAAAAAUAAAAAAAUUUCUAAACUCGAAUGCUGUAAUGUAUUGGAUGAAUAUAAAAUGAACUGUUUCAAUAAAAAAGAAUUAACUGCGGUACCAGAACCUUGGUUUAGAAAUGGCUUCUCUGCUUUGCCAUGGAAUGGUGGCAGGAGGGCAAAGGGGGCUACUAUAACCGCUAUAGUCGAUGAUAUUGAAAUGUGA
This is a messenger RNA of Rhopalosiphum maidis (corn leaf aphid), 951 nucleotides long. Its product is annotated as protein grindelwald-like. The transcript is spliced from 6 exons. NCBI's taxonomy places the organism in Eukaryota, Metazoa, Arthropoda, Insecta, Hemiptera, Aphididae. The record is from RefSeq and is a predicted model, not a curated record. The coding region runs from base 1 to 951 and encodes 316 amino acids.